Rhizoctonia solani is the source of this 624-nucleotide messenger RNA. Its product is annotated as Retrotransposable element Tf2 protein. NCBI's taxonomy places the organism in Eukaryota, Fungi, Basidiomycota, Agaricomycetes, Cantharellales, Ceratobasidiaceae. The transcript has 3 exons. The record is from RefSeq and is a predicted model, not a curated record. Bases 1 to 624 code for a protein of 207 amino acids.
AUGCACCCACGAACCGCGGAAUCACUCCGCCUCCCACUCAUAGAUCUCCCCCUACCCUGCACCGUCACUAUGCUCAAUGGGUCGAGCCCCCAGGCUGGUAAAAUCUGGAAGAAGGCUAACCUAACCUUCUCCUUUGAUGGCAAACGAGUACCUCCCAAAUACCACCCAUACGCCAAGGUAUUCGGGGAAGAAGAAUUUAAUAAGCUUCCCCCUCACCGACACUACGACAUAGGGAUUGAACUUACCAAAGAAGGCCCCCUAAACUUGCCCCUAUAUAGCAUGACCAAUGCUGAGUCUGCCACACUCAAGGACUGGCUCAGGGACAGACUCAAGGCCGGAAAGAUCCGCCCCAGCAAAUUGUCAAUAAGUUCCCCCGUUAUGUUUGUGCCCAAAAAGGAUGGCUCCCGUCGACUUGUGGUAGACUAUCAUGACCUCAUGGCCCAACUCCGUGGUGCCAAGGUCUUCACCAAACUAGACCUAAGGUGGGGUUACAAUAACGUCCGUGUUAAAGAAGGUGACAAAUGGAAGACGGCCUUCCAAACCAAGUACGGCCUCUACAAAUCCCUGGUCAUGACUUUUGGUCUGACAAACGCUCCUGCCGCUUUCCAGCACUUCAUGACAUGA